UCGAAGCUUCGCUCUGUCGGGACGGGGGUGUCUGUCCUGUCGCUGCGGUGGGAUUUGUCCUCGGUCCGUGCGGUGGAACUUUACUCCGGUCCCGGACUUCAUGAUCCGGACUCGGACUCGGGGACCCGGUGUUGGACGGAGCCAUGAGCGGAGAGUCGGUCCCGGCGGACUUCUCGGGACACAUGCUGGACCUGGACGAGGACGACGACCUGGAGGUUUUCUCCAAGAACACGUCGCUGGCAGAUGGAAGCCCCAUGCCCAACUCUCCCGGCUCCAUGGUCAACCAGUACCGACUGGAGGAGGACGAUGAGGAGCCGCACGACGACAUCACCAAAGACAUCUUCGUCACUGUGGAUAACCCAGAGAGCCAGGUCACCGCCAUCGAGACCUUCGUCAUGUACAGGGUCGUUACCAGGACCACACGCAGUGAGUUUGACUCCUGUGAGUAUGAGGUGCGUCGCCGCUACCAGGACUUCCUGUGGCUCCGCAGCAAACUGGAGGAAGCCCACCCGACGCUGAUCAUCCAUCCUCUUCCAGAGAAGUUUGUGAUGAAGGGGAUGGUGGAACGCUUCAACAACGACUUCAUUGAGACCCGGAGGAAAGCUCUGCACCGCUUCCUGAACCGGAUCUCCGAGCACCCGAUCCUGUCCUACAGCCAGACCUUUAAGGUCUUCCUCACAGCGCAGGAUCUGACCUCUCAGAGGAAGCAGGGUCCGGGCUUCCUGAGCAGGAUGGGGGAGACGGUCCGAGCCGUGGCCAACUCAGUGCGAGGCGUGAAGAGCCGUCCCGAGGAGUUCACCGCCAUGCAGGAGUACGUGGAGGACUUUGGGAACAAGAUCAGCACCGUGGACAAAGUCACCCAGAGGAUCAUCAAGGAGCAGAGAGAGUACCUGGAUGAGCUGAAGCAGUAUGGCCCCACCUACUCUCAGUGGGCGGAGUUAGAGGAGCACCUGUGUGACCCCCUGGGGGGCGUGGCCGGCUGCGUGGAGCGCUGCGGGAAGGAGACGGAGGACCAGAUCCGGCACCUGUCCGAGGCUCUGCUCCCGGUCCUGCACGAGUAUGUGCUGUGUGCCGAGACCGUGAAGGCUGUCAUGAGGCGGAGAGACAACAUCCAGGCCGAGUUCGACACCAAGAGCGAGGCCCUGCUGACCAGGAAGGUGGAGCAAGAAGCACUGCAGGACGAGGUGGACGGCCUGGCGGACCGGGUGGAGGCGGCCAACAACGCCCUGCGGGGGGACUGGAGCCGCUGGCAGGACAGCAUGAGAACUGACCUCAGAUCAGCUUUCGUCUCCACCGCGGAGAAGAACGUGGAGUACUACGAGAAGUGCCUGGCGGUGUGGGAGUCCUUCCUGCUGUCUCAGAGAGGCGACGACACCGAGCUGAGAGACGACGGCGGCGCUUCAUGAAGCGGUCUGCGUGCCGCCGACCAAAACCACCCAAUGAAGACUUGAACCACUGUCCACGUACGAAACAAGCACACUUUAUUUCUCUUUCUCUACAGAUAAUUUUUUUUUUUCUCUCUCUGGCCAAACAAGUUUUUUCCAGUUCUCCUCCAUUCCAGUGAUGAUUGAACAUCACUAAAAUGAACACUGUGACCAGAACAAGACGAGUGUUUACCUUCAUCCUCCACGAAGCCAAAGCUUCUUUUGCUAAUCAGUUAGACGGCAUUUCCCACAAUUCCAUGAGAAAGAGCCACACUAGCCGGACCGAGUCGAGGCACGCAGUGUAUGAAGCUGUACGAAUGAAGUUAGAUUUUGUGGGAAAUUACUAACUAAUUAACUCGUUCCAUGAAAUGGGACAGAACCUCUGAUGCCAACGUUGUAACCGAUGUGCCAGUGUCCAAAUGUCUACACAGACUGAACGACACCCAAAACCUUAACUUUCUAAAUAACAAGCCUUAAUUAAGUUCAGGGACGUCCGAACCAAACUGUCAGAGUGUUGAAAGCUUGAGCCAAAGUCCUCAUGAACGACCAAAUAUCGCGAGCCGCUUGUCGGCUGUUUGGAGAAAGAACCUGAGAAGUUUUGUUGGUACUUUUGUCUUCCUCGCUCUGAAUUCUCUUCAUCUGUAAACUGUACCAAACUGGCAGAGAGUUUUCUCCGAUAACGCCACAGAACUCUGUGAAGGCCGGUGGAAGUUGAAUUCUUGCUGACGGCCGCGCAGCCUGAUGAAAACGUCUCGUGUAACGGAGUGAGCGCCUCGGCGGUCAUACCGCCGAGUUAAUGUCGAGCUUCAGCUCCUGUUUGAUCAAUAAUGUGGAGAAAAUGACCGAACAGCAGAGCUGAAGGUGAGAAUGCCUUCAUUUCCAGUUAAAUCUGUUUUUCUUUCUUCUUCUUGUGUGAAUCAGCACUUUUUAUCUGCCUUUAAACAUUCAGCGGAGCAGCUUUAAAUGUUUGUCGACAGAGAUUUCAAGUUUACAGCAUGAUGAAGACGAGUUUUCUAACUGAUCACUACAAUAAUCCUUCACACUGAAAUGAUCAUCUCUCUUUCUUUCUUUUGUCUUUAUCUGAAAAUGACUUUGAGGUGUUGAACUAACAAUAAAGAUCUGACACUAUGA
Molecule: messenger RNA, 2555 nt
Organism: Salarias fasciatus (jewelled blenny)
Lineage: Eukaryota; Metazoa; Chordata; Actinopteri; Blenniiformes; Blenniidae
Gene: snx7
Product: sorting nexin 7
Exons: 9
Coding region: 144-1406 (420 amino acids)
Biological process (GO): endocytic recycling; autophagy of mitochondrion; reticulophagy
Cellular component (GO): early endosome; phagophore assembly site
Molecular function (GO): phosphatidylinositol binding
Source: RefSeq, a predicted model, not a curated record